Messenger RNA from Paraphaeosphaeria sporulosa, 1408 nucleotides. RefSeq lists its product as uncharacterized. The record is from RefSeq and is a predicted model, not a curated record. The transcript has a single exon. NCBI's taxonomy places the organism in Eukaryota, Fungi, Ascomycota, Dothideomycetes, Pleosporales, Didymosphaeriaceae. Bases 186 to 1019 code for a protein of 277 amino acids.
AACGUCGACCACGGAUGGCGCGCUCGUCCGCUUUUGAUCGCCCUGCGCGCGCUCGUUCGCUCGCUGCAGACACGCGAACACGACGAUCCGCGACUCGCGUCCCAACGUUUCUUUGACGCUGCAGGUCGUUUCGAAACGGCGGGCGCGGCGCGAAGAAACAAAGCGAAGCGAAGCACGGCGUGGGUAUGUCGACGGUCCAGCGCGAGGCCAGCGGGCGAGGUCGACCAAGCUCCAGCUCGUCUGCGAGGGAUGGAGAGCGGCGCAGACGAGUGAAGAUGGGCCAUUUGGCGCCCACGAACUGGCGUGGAUGGAGGCGCGCUGGCUACGCCACCCAGUGCUGUGCCUGCGCCAGCGCCAGCGCCGUCCAUCCCAAGUCAGGCUCGCCUUCGCCCGGCUUACUCAGAGAAUCGUCCCUUGCGGCCGGAGAAUUAAUCCCACGGCGACGCUCAGAAAGCGGCAGGUCUACUCGCCGCGGCCGCCCCAUCAAGACCAAAAGGAACGGCGACAAGCCAUGCCAUCUACGUGAAGAGGCGGGCGCGCUGCUUUGGGGCGCGUCGAAACAGCCGUCAUCUCAGAUGGCCAUGCGGAUGGGGGAGCUGGCCCGCCUGGCGAGGCGGCCCCUGCUGCUCUCUGACACGCUGGCUGGCUGCGGGCGCCGCGAUUCGCUGCGCUCUGCAAACGCAGCGCGGGCUGGGCUCGCCGUGGGCGUUUGCACUGCAGCGAAGCCGGGGACGGCCGGGCCAUGGCGGCCUGUUCCCUGCGCCUGCCCACGAGCCGUCCUGCCAAUCUCUGCACCCAGAAGGCGCGGCCGGCUUAGCCUACCACAGCAGCGCGCACCACGAUGCAGGGCUCCUGCCCAAGCUGCUGGUUUUUCAACAACGCCCUCCCUGCUCGCCUCGUUCGCUCGACAGAGUCGCGCUCCUCACUCACCCUCCCUUCCCUUCGCCUUGCUUCGUUGCUCUUGCGUGCCCUACGGCAGACUUCACUCCCUCUCGCGACCCGGUGUACGCUCCUUUUGACGCUGGACCUCACGCUCUUUGACAGACCCUUGCUUCUCCCCAAACUCACAAACAUUCACCCUUCACGUGCUGCGAGCCAGCAUCCCGAGGACCACACCCAAAACCCCGAAAUCCAUCACAUAUCGACUUGCGUUUUCUGACUUGCGACUGCACGACCUCGGACUGCACCGUCAGGCCAGCUCUGCGCCACUGCCGCCGCGACCUGCAACUGCCCGUACCACAGGCCCAGUCCGCCUCCAUCACCGGGUUGCACCAACAGCGCACACGCGCUCCGCUGGAAACCACCAGGCAAUUGUCACCAGCCCUUCUCACACGCCUCGCACAGCGCUGCAACACUCGAGAGUGCCACCAAGUCAGCUGUCUUGCUGCAUCACGCCAACGCCCUGCUC